Seriola dumerili (greater amberjack) is the source of this 7992-nucleotide messenger RNA. RefSeq names its product chromosome unknown C16orf70 homolog (gene phaf1). The coding region runs from base 1202 to 2485 and encodes 427 amino acids. Gene Ontology annotation, biological process: Golgi to plasma membrane protein transport. The record is from RefSeq and is a predicted model, not a curated record. NCBI's taxonomy places the organism in Eukaryota, Metazoa, Chordata, Actinopteri, Carangiformes, Carangidae. The transcript is spliced from 16 exons. Gene Ontology annotation, cellular component: dendrite; trans-Golgi network; synaptic vesicle membrane.
UUGAUGCCUGAAGUUGCCGUUGUUUGGACACUGUGUUGCUCUUAUCUGCUCCUGACAUAGAAGAUACAUUAAACCCGAAAAAGGGACGAGGUGGGCAUUUACCGGCUGACGAGUUUAUGAGUAACACGGGAAGCGUGUCAUCGCUAGGACUUUGAAUUUGCGCACUAGCGACAGAAGAGCUAGCUCCAAAAGCUUGAACCUUCGGUGGAAGGAAGAAAGAAAAACAGCAAAGGCAGCCGACGGCUUGGCGUGCUUUCUUUGUUUAUGUCGUGCCAGUCUGAACCGCAGUAUUAAUUUUCUGUGUCUCGAAAUUAGAUUUUUUUUUCUGCAUACACGUAAUUUAUAUUUAUUCUUAAUUGCCAGUACGUGAAAAGGGCAAGUAGCUCGACAGCUAACGUUAGCCCAUAGCGCAAAGAAAUAGUCUUGUUGUCAAGGCUUGCUUUCGUAACCGCCCGACAGUGACAGAUAACGACAGCUAACAGUAGGAACAGUCGGGUUUGGAGCAAUUAUUUCCGUACCUCUAUUUUGUAGCUGUUCGUCACUGGAUCAUAUGCUCUGUUGGUCCGUUGGAUACACAGGACACAGCACUGUAGCCGAACAAGCACUUAUUAUAUUGAAGCCUGUUGGACAAGUUUGAUCUAUCUGCUUGUUUUGUUCUUGACUUUAAAUUAAGUGAAUUCAAGUUGGGAGUUUUUUUUCAGUAUCGAUUUUUAAACCACACAAUCGAGCAGGAGGUUAACUGACAGCUGGCCUUGUGCGUUGUAGGUUUGCUGACAGGUUGCGUAAUUUGUUUGUGUGCAAGCUGUCAGCCUCUGCUCGGUAACUUGUUAGAUUGUAAUUUAAAACAUAUGUAUUUCUUUAAGCCUUAGGUGUUCCGCCAUAGGUGGCUUUGUGGAUAUCAUUUUAAAUAUUUAACUAUUUUUUGUCAUUCUUCAUUGGUACAAUUUUAAUGUCAAGAACAUAUGACAUGUGAUAAAGAGUUCACUUUUUACUGUACCUUAUAGACUGAGUAGCUGCUUGAUGCUCACACUCAUGAAUUUUGUGGCUUUAGAAAAAGAAGUGGAGUUAUGAAUUAAAGUAGCCAUCUGAAACUAUUGUGACAGAGUACUGUAAUCAGGUAGAGACAAGCAGAGAGAAAGGGUCCCUCAGAGGGUCCCACUGUGUCUUGAGGUGAGGUGAGCUGCCCCCCAACUACUUGCCAAUGCUGGAUCUGGAGGUGGUGCCUGAGAGAUCACUAGGAAAUGAGCAAUGGGAAUUCGCCUUAGGGAUGCCAUUGGCCCAGGCCAUCUCUAUUCUACAAAAACACUGCCGCAUCAUCAAAAAUGUCCAGGUGCUAUACAGUGAACAGACGCCACUCAGCCAUGACCUCAUACUGAACUUGACUCAGGAUGGGAUUAAACUGCUGUUUGAUGCCACAAAUCAGAGACUCAAGGUGAUCGAAGUGUACGACCUGAGCAAAGUCAAGUUGAAAUACUGUGGAGUUCAUUUCAACUCUCAGGCCAUUGCCCCCACAAUAGAGCAAAUAGACCAGUCAUUUGGAGCUACGCACCCUGGAGUUUACAAUGCUGCAGAGCAGUUGUUCCAUCUCAACUUUCGAGGACUUUCUUUCUCCUUCCAACUGGACUCUUGGAACGAAGCUCCAAAAUACGAGCCUAACUUUGCCCUGGGUUUGGCCUCCCUGCAGAUUCCACACGGGGCCAUGGUCAAGAGGAUGCACAUCUACACUGGCAACAACCUGCAGGAAACAAGAGCUCCGGCAAUGCCGUUGGCUUGUUUCCUUGGCAACAUCUAUGCAGAGUGUGUGGAUGUCCUGAGAGAUCGGGCAGGGCCUCUGGGGCUCAAACUCCGCCUUCUCACUGCAGGUUGUGGUCCUGGUGGGAUGACUGAUGCUAAAGUGAGGUCCCUAGAGAGGAGCAUCUACUUUGGGGAUUCCUGUCAGGAUGUACUGGGUGCUCUGGGCUCACCACAUAAAGUCUUCUACAAGUCUGAGGACAAGAUGAAGAUCCACUCUCCAUCACCUCACAAGCAGGUUCCUUCUAAAUGUAAUGACUACUUCUUCAAUUACUUCACCCUUGGAGUGGAUAUCCUGUUUGACUCGACAUCUCACCUGGUUAAGAAGUUUGUCCUCCAUACCAACUACCCUGGACAUUAUAACUUCAAUAUAUAUCAUCGAUGUGACUUUAAGAUUCCACUAGUCAUCAAAAAAGAAGGAACUGAUUCUCAGACAGAGGACUGCAUCUUAACCACCUAUAGUAAGUGGGAUCAGAUUCAGGAAGUUCUGGGUCACCCGAUGGAGAAACCUGUAGUGCUCCACAGGUCCUCGUCAGCCAAUAACACCAACCCAUUCGGCUCUACUUUCUGUUUUGGACUGCAGAGGAUGAUCUUUGAGGUGAUGCAGAAUAACCACAUAGCAUCAGUGACCCUCUACGGUGCUCCACGGACCACCAGUCAAGCCCGACCUGAGUCCAGUAGUAGUUCCCACUGAACAAGUAACCAGAACCACAUCCCAUUCUGGCUUGUCCUGAAUCUAGUACCUCUACUGACUGAACUUCUAACCCAGAGCCAGAUUCUUAACCAAGCAGACCUAACCCAGAACAACAACGUUAUUCUUGCCCAGUUCAGAUGCUAAACAUUGAGCAGAAAUACAACAAGAACCCAAAAUAACUCAGAAGCAACCAAAUCACACCUCACCUCACAUUAAUCAGCUUUUCCUUGUGGGUAUUAAAAUUUAUUCUUCCAAUCAGACACACCCAGCGACAAAGUCAACCCAACUCUGAAUAUCCCAGGACACCCACAGUGGUCGCAGUGCUGGAGCAUUGAUGCUUUGAAAUGAAACCAGUGAAAUUAUUUCUCUGUUGUGUGGGAAUAUAACCGCGGUGCUGCAAACUGACAUAGUGAAGAAAUUUGCAUUCUGGUAGAGCUCAGCUGUUUCCUAUCUCCAUCCUGUGACUGCAUCCGCCCAGGACCACUGAAGAAGAAUUUCUCCUGACUGUAGUUUGGAUGUCGUGUUUCCACCAGUAUGAUGCACUGGCAGCCUAAAUGUGACAAUAACCUCCAUAAACAUUGUGGUGGUCAGACAACUACCAUUUGAAUUCAUCUACUGCAAAUCUCUAAAUGUUAAACAUCAAAGAUGGAGUUGUGAAGUUAGCAUGGCUGCUGCUGAGAACUGCUGUGGCCCAGGUCUCGAAACAAGCUCUGGCUUGACCCACUGAUUAUACAUCAACCAACCACACUGCCAGUCCAACCAGUACCGCCUGUCUUCCUGCCACAUCUUCAGUACGAGGCCCGACCGGCUCAGUCAAAACCUAAACUCACCCACACCGCAAGAACCAAAUCAGCCCAGCCCAACCAAGAGACAUCAGAGCCAAACACACUGAGAGCCACAGAGGACUGUAACCAAAAAAAGAAAUGCAAGAAUCCAGAUUUUGUUGUUCAAAAGAAGAACCAAACACACUCAGGGUGUGGGAGAGAGACGUGGCCCAGAAGGUAACCUGCUCCGUGGCCGGGCCAGUCAAACAAGAUGUGAAUCCUCUUUAAGCAGAAUGAUCCAAACAUCUAACAUCACCUCCCCGAUUAUUGCCUCCCUCUUCAUCUUCCUACCCGUCCUUCAACUUCGUUCAGUGGUGCCCUCACACACAGACUGUCUCACACACACACACACACACACACACACUCACUCACACACACAGACACACAGACUCUUUCACUCACUCACACACACACACACACACACAUACAUACAUAUAACAGCAGUGAGCACUCUAUUAACCCAAAGCUGUUACUUGCAGCGCCGAACAUUAGCGUCACACACACUCACAUAAAUGAAUAUCUGCAUGUGUUAGGCUGCUGAUUUUUAAAUUUUACAUUUUAAGACUUGACUUCAAGCACACACACACCCAGCAUUUCAAACCCUUCACUACCGUGUCACAUGUAUUUCUAGUUACAGGAAAGCAAGCUGGCUCAUCUUUUUUAGCCUUUAAAGCGCAACACAAAUAUAGAAACACGCAGGCAUGACACAAGAAUUUGCAUGAACUUGGUAGACGUUUUCGAAUGGGAGGAGACUAAUUACAAGCACAAACUGGCAACCUGUUGCGUUUAUUCGAUCCUGCAUGUUGUGAGGGGCAUAGACUUGGCACAGUUUCUUUAUUUCUCUCUGCCCUCUUUCACUCAUUAGCAGCAUGACCAUUUUCAUUGUGCUCUGUGUUUUUUAAAAUCCAUUUUUACAUUUGCACUAAUACACACCUUUUUACUUGACUGGUUGAUUCCCUAUGCUCAGAGAUGGAUUUGUGGAGGUAUUUGGAGAGAGAGUGGUGUGUGUGAAUGUGUAAAUGUGUGAAUGUAUGUGUGUUUUUAUCCAUAAGUUUGGACAGAGGAGAGGUCCUCCCAUGGUGCAUGGUGUUUGCAGUCAGGUCCUCUGUGUUACACUCUUCUCUCUUUUCUCUGUGCUUUCUUCAUCUCUACAUGUGACUGAUGCAUUGCAAUUCAUCCCUCAGCAAUGUCUGCAUUUAUUUCUUUGUUGAAUUGCCAAAUGCUAUAGCCAAAGACCUUUCAGGAUGAUUAAUGUUUGAUCUGCAGACGUUAUCACUGUAAUAUUUUGUCCAAACCUUUCCUGUGGAGAGAGCCGUGUGUUGGCCAUUCUCCUUUCUUUUGAAUCAAAGUCACUGCUGUGGUAAAGCCUCUAAAUUCAGCUCCUGGUUUCUCUAACUGCUGACAGUAAUUACACAAGACAGGAAUAGCUGACUUGUGUGUUUUGAAACCAAUCAGCCUGUCUUUCAUCUCAGUUUAGUUACAGCUAGAGACACAUUAACAGUAGUAACAAUUAGUGUCAUCCCUAUCAUUUGUACAGUGCUAAUUGUUGUCAUUCCUUCAUCAUAAUAUUUGGCUGCAGUUUGCAUCUCCCUCUAAUGUAUAAAUUUAAGUUCUUUUUUUUAUUUACAAGCAACUGAAUAAACUGUGUAUUAAUUUUAAUACACAUAUUCUCUUUUAUUGUCCCUUGAUAUAAAUGCCAUUUGCUCUUAUCUUUUCACAGUUGCUGAAUGUCUGAUUGUUUGUGUCUACAUGUGUGAAAGCAUCAGGGUUGAAGUCAGGGCCCGUCUACAUCACGUCAUGUGGAAAGUGCUGACCAGAGAUAAAUUACUUUUUGUUGAGAAUUAAAGGCAGUUGGCUGCUUGUAGAAAACUAAACUUUUUUUUUUUUUUUUAAACGGGUAAUAUCUUUUGAGGUAGCAUCAUAUAAAGCAGUUUCAAGUAGUUUUGACAUUGAAACUUGCUCCAGUGUGUUAUUUUACUUUGUACAUUUUCUUCAACAAACCCCACUGAGUUAAUUGAUUAAUUGAGUAAUUAUACCCCUCACUAAAAACAGAGGGCGUCACGAUGUGAGUCAGCUGUGCUUUAAACCAGAUUUUCAAUGAACAAAAAAAGAAUAGUAGAGAGACUUUUUUCAUUAUAAUAUCAGAAGAACAAAAUUUUUGGAUCGCCAUUGAUUAGCAAUUCUAAUUAAACCUUUUUUUAAGAAUCACUAAUAGUCUUUAUUUACAGUACCUUGUUUCUUGGCACAGCACGGCUCUGACAUGUAGGAUUGUUAAACAAGACCAAGUCAAAGAGCAGUUGAAGAAAUGGCCCUAAUGCGUUUGGAGUUGAUGUACAAAUGCUGUAAAUAGUUGUGUGAUCUUAUUCUGGCGUCUUCUUAUUUAGAUGAUCUCAAUGGCUUGGUACAGACAUAACUGACUAAGAUCCUGGCUGGGUAUCUUAACAUUUCCUCCUUGAUUAUGAUUACAUUUAAAUCUCAGGAGGAGGCAUCUACUCACAACUGACUCAUUAACAAUCACUGGAAAGUUUUUGUUGUUUUUUUUUAAAUUCGAGACCACUCAGUAUUGAAACUUUUUUUCAUGUGUAAUGCUAAAGCUGCAGGUGCACAGAUGUGUUUAGUGUCAAUAGAUCACCCUGCUUUUCAGCUCUGCUUGAACUGAUCCAUAGAAAGUACAAAGCUCCAUUUGCACAGGCAGAGAAAACAAUAAUCCUUCUUCACAUUUGGACCGGGAGAGAGCUCUGAUAGAGAUGUUUUUGUAGAGUGGACAGAAUCAGAUUUGAAGUCUAGCUUUGGCAUGUUGCUAGAUUUUACAUCCCAUUUGUUUACACUAAAAAAAAAUAUCUUUUUGGCUGCAGCUUUCAUGCAGCCAAACUCCCUCCCAAGUGAGGUGAUGUGGUUUCUGAUGCCAGGAGAGACGGAUGUUCCACUCCUUGCUUUGGUGAAACAGGGACGUCCGUGUUAAGUAAGGAAACGGAUGUAAUAUAACUGUCAUGAAAGCUAUAUUCAAACAUUUUACUACCACUUGCUUUUGUGCAAGCAGAUAUAAGAAAUCAAGAAGAAAAAAAAAAAACAACACAAAACUGUUGAACAUUGUGCCUCAUCUCCCACCGAGCCUGUCUUUGACUUUUGUCUCUAUCUCCUCUAUUGGAAACUCCUUGUAUAUACAAUUUGAGAAUGCAUAUGAACUGCAUCAUUGUACAGUAUGUAUGUUUGUGUCACUGAGCAUUAUCAACAAGCUAACAUGGUAUUAUUGCCGUCUCAGUCAUUUUAGUUUUCCUGUUACCUGCAGAAAACGGCAGGUUGGGUUGGGUUUCCUAAAAUGAGGAUGGGUUUUUCAGGGUUUUUUUUUUUUUUUUUCACCAUCUCAAUGUUUUGUAUUUGAUCUGUUUCUCUGUUUUAUGUGGUGUGUGUGUUUAUAACUACAUUAAAUGCCCAGAACAAUGUGCAAAUGCUCCCAACCCUUAAAAGCUCAACAGAGUUAUUGUGGAAAAUGAUUUUAGCAAUGCAAUUCUGCCAACAAAAAAAAACAAAAAAAGAAAAACAACCUAACUGUCCAAAAACUCAAAUGCGUGUUGACAGGGGAUUUUUAAUUAAAACCUGAGGGAACACCAUUCUUUGCCUGCCUCCACCCUCUGCUGAAUUUGAAUAAAUUGGUAAUUUCCCAAAAGAUCUCAGGGCUAACUCAAGCUUUGCUCCAUUGGAAGCAGAUGGGUAAAAAACAGAAACAGUAGAGGCAGCAGUGAAUGAAGCCAAUCAAGAGGCUUCUUCGGAGCAAUGUACAUAAAAGUCCAGCUAUCAAAGUAAACUGAGCCCAGCACAACACACACAUUAGAUGCUGACAGAGGAAGAAAAAUGAUUCUAUGCAUGAACCCCGCUUUGGUAAGCCCAGCUCAGCGCCACAGACGGUCAUUGCUGUGAUGAUGCAUUGUUAAUGAGAGAGACGGAGAGAGGAGCUAUGGGGUGCCAGGUAGUUUAUCUCACCCAAACUCAGGUGGACAUAUCACAUCCUUGUUUUUCUGACAUUUAUAAGAUAGAAAAACAAGUGAUUAACCCGGCAGUCUGUGUGGCUCUUCAAUUAAAUCUGUUUUUAAAAAAAAAAUUACAGAGUGGAGGAAAUGAGUGAUUGUGAUAAUCAGAUUGUUGUGAUUUAUAAUGGACAGCUUCAGUUCGGUGUAAUGUUAAAAUGUUAAUCUCAUAUUGACGCUUUGCAUUGUCAUAUGUCCUGUUGCCCAUCUCCCUUACCCCUCCGAUUUUUUUUUUUUUUUUUUUUUUUUUUUUUUUCUGUGGACAUUUUAAGCCCAUUUCUGGAAAUGAGGCGGUUCUCCUUAAUUCAAACUUGUAAAAUUUAUUGGAAUGUGGCGUUUUAUAUUUUGAAUACUAUAACUUUGUGUAUUAAAAAAAAUACGUAGAUUUAUUCAGCAUGUCCACUGAAAAAAAAGGCAAUAACAAUACCACGUAGUGCAGAAAGAAGGAUUAGUUUGACUGAAAGCUUUGCUCCAGCAGAAUACUUAUUGGCAGUGUUUGAUGAUGGUUGUUGAGAUGAGCUACUGCUGUGCAUUCUCCAACAACUCCAAUGCAACAUUUGGACUUUUAUGAAAUCAAAUGCUCACUGUUCAUUGACAUCAAAGUUCAUUUUCUGUGUGUGCAACCAGGAUAUGAAAAAGUAAUAAAAAUGUGGAUGUG